AUGGUUCACAAUCCCUCGUUUUACAACCAGCGUGGAUUCUACGAGAACGUACAGGACAGGCCUUCACUUCCGUACAGAAAUGAAGGCCAAGACUCAAAAAUGGGAUUUCAAAUACCUUUUGCUAGAGCAUCAACGUGUGGACAGGACAGAGGUGGUGCCGGUCACCAAGGAGAAUUUGGCAUUGUAGCGGCAAAGCUGAAUGAUGAACUUGGCGAUGGUGUGCGUGGCAAUCCAAAGUUAAAAGCAAAACAGAAAACGACAGCACCAGUGUCAAAUCAGCUAGAGCUCACAAGUGCUACCAUAGCAACGCAACCUAAAUCAUCCCGGGAUGCAAUAUCACCUGAAUUCAACGAAGGUGUCAUCAGCCCCGUUUCACAGGCGGUCUUGAAACAGAUUAUGAAGCGACACAAAAGUAGAUCAGUGUUAAACGAACGUGUUCAACAAACAGCCCGGGAAGCUUACGCAUUGUCUUAUCAUGACUACAAAUCUCAGCACGACCACCUGAGCCAUGAAGCAAUAAUGGAUCAUCUAUUAAUGAAAGACGAGACACUGUUAGUAAAUGGCCAAUAUAUUUAUUAUACAUCCGUCGAGUUUCUGGAUGAAAACGGCAAGGCAGUGCCAACAAGAGUUCCGAUGUGUAAGGGGAGAGCCUAUCUAACUACGCACCGGUUGUUGCUCCUCUCGAACGAGGAUACUGCAGAGGUUUCCUUUUCCAAAGUGGAGAAAAAUUCACAGAAAGUGCCACCAAAUAAUACGAAUCAGAAAAGUAAAUCACACCAUAACAGAUAUUCUCUGGAGACGUCAUGCAGUGAUGAUCUUCAGUACGCAACUUUUCCCAUCGAGGGAUUUCUCAGCGUAGAGCUACAGGCGUCCAGUGGUGCUAACACGAAAACCGAGAUAAUCGGAAGUAAAGGCUGCUGUGCGAGAUGGGCGAAGAUAUGCUGUUUCUGUUUCUACUGUUUCUGCUGCUGUGAAAUUCGUAGUUGCAUGAAGAAAUGGGACGCCGAACCUUUCGAAGUGAACGUUCAUAACAAUCGAUACGUUAUGAUCGGAGCUCUGAUCCCACCCUGGGCAAAGCGUACCAUGAUCAAGAUCAACUUCGAUUCCACGAUGCGUUUCUCAUUCAUUACCCAAUUUCUGUCGGAAAUGCAACUAUAUGCACCAAAUCUAAACGUGGUAAAACUGGCGAGUUGGAAUGCCAAUGCUCGACACCCUUAA
Saccoglossus kowalevskii is the source of this 1218-nucleotide messenger RNA. RefSeq lists its product as uncharacterized. Lineage: Eukaryota; Metazoa; Hemichordata; Enteropneusta; Harrimaniidae. The record is from RefSeq and is a predicted model, not a curated record.